Molecule: messenger RNA, 2109 nt
Organism: Labrus bergylta (ballan wrasse)
Lineage: Eukaryota; Metazoa; Chordata; Actinopteri; Labriformes; Labridae
Gene: blvra
Product: biliverdin reductase A
Biological process (GO): heme catabolic process
Molecular function (GO): zinc ion binding; nucleotide binding; biliverdin reductase [NAD(P)H] activity
Source: RefSeq, a predicted model, not a curated record
AGAAGAAGAAGAAGAAGAAGAAGACCUCUAGGUACAGAGCGUGAACAUGUUUGGAGCAGUGGUAGUUGGUAUUGGCACAGCUGGAUGGGUGAGGAUUAGAGACAUCUUGGCCCCCCUGCCUGGCAGUCCUGCAGAGAAACUGACUAUCAGAGGAUUCAUAUCCAGGAGAAGCCUGGACCCUCAGCAGGGGAUAUGUCAGAUCCCAAUUCAAGAGGCUUUGAGCAGAGACGACAUUCAUGUGGCUUUCAUCUGCACUGAGAAUGCGUUUCAUGAAGAGAACAUCAGAGCUUUCCUGCAGGCAGGUAAACACGUCUGUGUUGAGUAUCCCAUGACCUUGGACUAUAAGGCUGCUGAGGAGCUGUGGGAUUUUGCCGAGAAAAAGGGAGUGAUUCUCCAUGAGGAACACAUCGAGCUGCUAUCAGAAGACUACAAAGCUCUUAAGAGAGAGGUAGAGGGCAAAGUCCUGCAAGAAGGAACCCUUCAUUUUACUGGUGGACCUCUGAAACCUGGAGCUGGUUUCCCAUCAUUCUCUGGCAUUGCUCGCCUCACCUGUUUGGUUGAGUGGUUUGGUGAGCUGUCAGUUACCGCAGCCACCAUGGACCACCAUUCUGAUAGAAACUACAGUAAAAUGACUGCUACGCUUCUUACUGUUGACAACAGACCUUUGACAUGGAUUGAGGAACGGGGACCAAACCUGCAAAGGGCCAAGCACAUCAAUUUUCAAUUCGACACCUGCACUCUUACUCAGAUCCCUCCCACACCCAGAGGGGCUGUGGGCCUCUUCAUGCAGGAUUUAACCUACUUCUCUGCCAAGCUAACGGGUCAAGUGAGCCAGGAGGAGCUUCAGAGGGAAAAACAACGAGUCCUACACUGUCUGAAACUGGCAGAGACAAUACAACAAUGUUGCCAAGAAGUCAUUCCGUGCCGCCAUGUUGAAGGACGCCUCAAGUCGCUUAUUUCGGCAGCGAGGAGCGAGGGAAUAACCCUGAGGAGCUAUGAUCGAGGAAACAUGAGAGCAUCUUUCCAGAAAGUCUUUUUACUGACAGACACGCCCCCCUUAUCGAAUAUCACUCAUUGAUUGGACGCUGCAGCAGAUCAGACUUCAAUGAAACUUAGCAACAUCAGCAGUGUUUUUAGAACGGAGAAAAGACGGACACAGCAGACUUUUAAACAGACUGGAAACAUCUGUCAGUUUGUAAAGAAUCUGUGAUGAGCUGGAGUUAAAAUAGUGUUUAACAUGAAGAUUAACAACCAAAUAUGAAGUAUAAGUUCUCUAAAAAUUUAUGUGAGAGUGUUGGUCGAUCACUCCCGGUUUUUAUAUUUGAUUUGUUUUUUUGAUUCACCAUCAAACAAAAAGUCUGUUCAUUUAAAUGUUCAAACCAAAAGAUCAUAAACGACUCCUUCAUUAUUAGAACAGCUGAUAACAGUUAGAAACAUGUUUUACAUUCAUCAUGACCGUUAAUGAUCGUAUGGUUUGAAAAUGUCAUGCAUCCUGUUUUGGUGAGAUUUUGAUCCUUCCAAAACAUUUUCAAUAAUCCUGAUACAUCCUUAGUGUUUUCUAAAAUACAGAGUUCACUCUCAGAUUAUCAGUAAAAACAAAUAAUGAAAUAUGAAAGCUUUGAGCCUGUAGAAAUGGUGGUUAGUGUUUUUAUUAGCAGACUGCAGGUUGUUCUUCAUGUGCAGGUGUUUGUUAUCAGCUAACAUAAAGAGACUAAACACUGUUACUGUGUAUUUGAUUAGAAUUAACACAGUGUGUAUUUAUGGGGACAUAAACAGCUGCUAAAGCUGACUGACAGCUGAACGUGAUCAGCUGUCAUCAUCAAAGCUGUCAUCAUCAAAAACCAUAUGUGUUUUCCGGUACUAGUUUUGGAGACAUUGGAUCUGAUUUGAUGGUAAAUGAUUACACUGACAUCCUUUGGCUGUUCUGUCUCAUCUCUUUGUGAUUCGCAGACUUUCUUGAUGCACAUUUACAUCAUAUCAUGUUCAGAAUACAACAUUGUUCAUCUCUGACCUUUAAAAGAUCACCGUCUAGAAAUGCUCCUUUUUCAAAGUCUGAGAAAACUAUUGUUAUGAUUUAGCUCUAUCUAAAUAAAAAUGUUGAUGAUUGAU